Molecule: messenger RNA, 3998 nt
Organism: Daucus carota subsp. sativus
Lineage: Eukaryota; Viridiplantae; Streptophyta; Magnoliopsida; Apiales; Apiaceae
Product: PWWP domain-containing protein 1
Exons: 2
Coding region: 232-3549 (1105 amino acids)
Source: RefSeq, a predicted model, not a curated record
CGCGCACACACAAAAUAAGGAGAUUCCUUCGCAAAAUGUGAAUGAGUGAAUCUCAAUUUAAAAGUAGACCCGGUAAAUGAAAACCACCCGAAGUCUUUCCCAUUUUGCUCAAACCCUAGCUCAACACUCUCUCACUAUAUCUACAAAUUCACUCUGCUAAAGGUAUGUUUUUACUCUGUUGAUCUGUGUGCUAGGGUUUCGUAUCAGUAUCUUUGUUUUAAGCUGUAUUACAUGUGCUCAGUUAUGAAUAAUAACGUUGAAUUAGAUACUGAAAUAAAGGAUUUUGGCGGGUCCCGCUCUGGUUUUGGUAGCUCUACUGAGGAUAUUAAGUGUGAGCUUGUUAAUGAUGUUGUUGUUAGUGGUUUAAAUGAAGCUAGGGUUUCUGAAAUGGGAGGUUUUGGAGGGGAUUUGGGUGGAAAUGUAGAUGCGGAAGUCGAGGAGAGUAAAGUGUUUGGUGAGGGGAAUGGUCGAGGGGAGUUGAGUGAUGGGGAGACCGAGGGUUUAAGUAGUGGUAAGAAAGGAAAGAAUGAGAAGUCGAAAGAAGUUUCUAGAAAAGGAUUUGAGGAGAAGACGGGGAGUUUUUAUGAAGUUGGAGAUUUGGUUUGGGGGAAGGUGAAAUCGCACCCGUGGUGGCCGGGACAAGUGUAUAGUGAAGAGUUGGCGUCGGUUGCUGUUCGGAGAUCGAAGACGGAGGGGUAUGUGUUGGUGGCGUUUUUUGGUGAUUGUAGUUAUGGUUGGUUUGACCCUUCGGAGCUUGUGCCGUUUGAUUCUAGUUAUGCUGAGAAAGCACAGCAGACGAGUUUGAGGACUUUUGUGAAGGCGGUUGAAGAAGCUGUUGAUGAGGCGAGUAGGAGGCGUACUUUGGGUUUGGCAUGUCGGUGUAGGAAUGCUUAUAAUUUUCGUCCAACUACUGUUUCAGGGUACUUGACUGUUGAUGUCGGGGAUUUUGAGAAUGGAGCUGUAUAUUCUGUGGAUCAGAUUAGGAAAUCGAGGGAUGAUUUUCGGCCUAGGGAGAUGCUGAAUUUUGUCAAUCAACUGGCAUUGUCAUCUGUUAAUGUUGAGCAUGAGGCUAUAGAUUUUGUAAAGAAUAAGGCUACCGCUCUUGCUUACAGGAAGGCAGUCUACGAGGAAUUUGAUGAGACCUAUGCGCAGGCAUUUGGUCACGAGCCAGAAAGACCUUCUCGUAAACUACUAGACGUUAGCCAGCCACCUAAACUUGCAACCCCAGCUCCAUUGAGUGGCCCUCUGGUAAUUGCUGAAGUUCUUCGCAAAGGGAAAGGCUCUGUGAAAUCACAUAAAUCCAAGGACCCUGUAAAGAAAGAUCAAAAUCUCUUUGAAUGGAGAGAUGAACCAGAUGAUGUAAAAACUACUUCCUCAGAGCAGCCAGUUUAUGGGGAGGGUUCUUUAGCAACUGCAGCUGGUGAACAUGCCCUGCAAAAAAAGUCUCCAUUCGUCUCUAAAAAGCACAAGGUUUCAGCAAAACAUCAGCGGAGAGAGAGUUCAUCAAGGGGUGAGGUCUCAAAUCCGAGACAGGAAUCUGGUGAGAAAGGAGGCAUUACUAUGGAUAAUAAGACUGCUGGGGUGGGGGUUGGCAUGAUUGAUACUAAUAAUGGGAAAGCAGUAGGUGAAGAGAGCUUUAAAUCUGAAGCGGGAGUGGGUCAUGUUGGGAUGAAUACUACUGAUUCAGUAGCUGACAGGCCUUGUCCAGUCGAUGUCAGUGAUGAUAAAGCACGCCCAACAACAUAUGAAUCGGUAAAAAGUUUAGAGCAGUCUUCGAGUUUGGCAGCUAAACAUAAGUUACAUGGAGAACUAGGUCAAGAUGGUUGUGUUGCACAUCCUCUAGGGACAGGUGAUGCAAAGUCUCGCCAAGAAGGUUCGCAUCUUCAAAGUGGUAUUGAAGCUAAAUUCAAGGUUCGUAAGCGACCUUCGGAGGAACUGAACGGUGAGAGUUCAAACCCAUUGAUGAAGAAGCGGAAGAAGCAAAUAAUAAGCUCUAAAAAUAUGAAGAUGCCCCUAUCUGGUGGAAAAUUUGAGCCAUCAGUGGGGAAAACUGCUAAAUUACCUAGGGAUAGUGCCAUCUCAUCCCGAGAGGUUUUGCAGGUAAAUCAGCAUAUUAAAAAAGAGAAGGUCUCAUAUGAGGCAGAGAAGAUGAGUCAAGUGGCGACAGUAGGGUUGGAUAUUCAACAGCUACUACAUUCUCUGCAAGAUCUUGCUCGCUGUACGGCAGGUAGUAGUGGUUGUAUGCCAGUUGUACGCCAGACUUUUCUAAGAUAUCGUUCGCUUGUAUUUGAAAAGAGCUUGGUCCCAUCACCAGCUGCUGAUGGUGAUUCGACUGAAAUUUGUUAUAGUGAUCUUCCAGCUGUUACCAAAGCAAAUAAUAUCCAUGCGGAAGGUGUCAGAGAGCGGUCGACUAGUAAACUGCAGAAACAAAUGGUUAGGCCUGAUGAUCCUUCCACAGGUGGGCGGAAACGUGGACCAUCUGAUCGCCUAGAAGAAAUUGUUGCAAAGAAGAAGAAAAAAAUCAGUGAUAUGAAAGUAUUAACAUCAGAAAAGAAGACUGUUCAGAAGACUCCCAUUGUUCAGCGAGCAGACGGGAUCAAAGAAACAAGUGGGCCAACAGUGAGAUCACUUAAACCAGCACCUCUUAGAAAACCAGAGACUUACUAUGCAAGAGCACCAGAUCCUGUGAUGCUGGUAAUGAAGUUCCCACCCCAAGGAACACUGCCAUCUAUUAUGGAGCUGAAGGCUCGGUUUGCUCGUUUUGGACAGUUGGAUCAUUCUGCUACUCGAAUAUUCUGGAAGACCUUAACAUGUCGUCUGGUCUAUCGCCACAGGGCUGACGCAGAGUCGGCGUGCAAAUUUGCUUCAUCUAAUAGUACGUUGUUUGGGAAUGUGGGUGUCAAAUGCUACACACGGGAGGUUGACGUUGCAGCAUCUGUCACUGAACCCGGACAAGCUCAGAAGGAAGACUCAUCAAAGGGCACCUCACAGUCGAGAGAUUUGGCGGUUGAGCAAAGACCAGCAACAUCUCUUACUUCUCGUACUCUGCAACAAUCAGGAAGCCAGCCGAAAUCCAUUCUUAAAAAAUCAAAUGGAGAUGAGACCGGUGGUACAAAUGGAGGUGGAAAAGGAACUCGUGUAAAAUUCAUUUUGGGUGAGGAAGAAACAAAUAGAGGGGGAGAGCAUUUGAUCACUGGUAAUAAGAACAUCAACAACAACGCUGUUUUUGUUGAUGGUGGUGCAUCAUCUUCUACUUCUCAUCCUGGAAUGGAUUUUAAUAGUAAGAAUAUUGUCAUUCCUCCACCUCCCUUGCCUAUGCUUCCUAUACCUACUGCUGCUCAAUUUUUAAGACCGCCGAACUAUUUGCCCUUUACUGAAUUAGUAUCAAGAAAUCCUCAUAAUUACAAUGUCAUGAUCCCACCACUGGUGACACCACCAUCCCCUAAAAUCGAUAUAUCACUACAGAUGUUGGGUCUGUUGCACAAGUGCAAUGAUGUUGUUAACAAAUUGACAGCCUUCCUAGGAUAUCUGCCUCUACAUCCUCUUUGAAUCUGAGACUGAAAGCUACUGUUAUAUAGUAACGACGGGAAAGAAAAUAAGAAAAGAUAUCAUACACGGACAAUACAGCGAGCGUGUGAAACAUUAAAUAGGUGAAGGGUUGAUUUUUAAGAUGAAGAAAUUGAGCUGGUUAAACGUGUUUAGUACUCAGAAGAUGAGAUUUUUUGGUGAAGUGGUCCCAAGUUUAAAUUUCUUCAAAGCAUUCCCCUGUCUCAUCAGUCCCAAGUUAAAAUUGUUGGGUAAAGAAACCAAAUUCUUCAAAUCAUGAGGUGGAUAUAUUGAAGACUGCAGCUGGAAGAUCGUUACUUUGCGCUCUCUUAUGCUGUGGGGCUAAUAUGUAUUUUGUUAUUGGUGUUUGAUGAUUUAUAAUUUUGAAACUUGUGAUAUAUUGGAGAUUUGGAUAUUAUUUUCUCCAGUUCAAUGGCUAGUUUGCUAAUGAA